Molecule: messenger RNA, 3251 nt
Organism: Notothenia coriiceps (black rockcod)
Lineage: Eukaryota; Metazoa; Chordata; Actinopteri; Perciformes; Nototheniidae
Product: zinc finger CCCH domain-containing protein 11A-like
Exons: 10
Coding region: 31-2181 (716 amino acids)
Source: RefSeq, a predicted model, not a curated record
UUCUUUAACCUGGAAGUUGCUCUUUAAGGAAUGACUAUGAUUUUACGGUGUAAUGUUAUCCUCACACUAGACUUACUGAACUUUGGAGUGAGCACCUUGGAGGAGAUUCGGCUUAGGAAGGCCUUGAAGGCCAGCAUGAAGAGAACUGGUUACCCCAUCCAGAGGGCUGAUACUUCAUCCAACGGAGAGAAAGAAAACAUCCAGUCAUUCUUCCGACCAGCCCUCUUUGAGACUGGAGAUGGCCCACUUCUCUUUCAAGAAACUGGGAGACCCAGAGGUAGUGUGGCUGAAAGGCUUGGGAAGAAGAUGCCCAACAGCGAUAUGAACAAUGGAGAUGGUGUUCCACUGAGAAGAGGUCUGGCUGGGCGUCUGGGAAGAAUUGUGGAUGAGGAAGAGCCAUUAAUGCCCCCUCAAAAAGCUUUGAAGCCAAUUAAGGACAGACUUGGAUUGCCCGGGUCUGUUUCACCCACCAAACCAGCUGAGACCAACGUGGAGUCAAGGAAAGAUUCUGAGCAGAUCCACAUCAAAACUCUGGAGGAAAUCAGACAGGAGAAGGCAGGAAAAUCUCCGUCCCAGAGCCGUAAAGCCGAUCCUGAAACCGACAUACCCAAACCGACCAAGAGUGCUAAGCGAACUAUCACCAUCAAAAAGGAUCCCAUUAGCCACAUCAAAACCUUCUCUGAGAUCCUGCAUGCUAAGAAGAAAAGGCAGGAGGAACAGGAUCAAAGCCCCACCCUCAAGAAGGCCAGGCUCAGUGUAGAGAAAGCUGCAGGCAAGAGCCAGGGACCGUCUGACACUGUGGCUGCUAGUCCUGAGGCAGCAAACCUGGGGGAGCUUGGAGUGAAGACUCUGGAGGAGAUCCGCAUGGAGAAGGCAGGCAGGAGUCCAGCUCAGCAGUCCCUGGAGGCUGAGAACAAGAAGAGCUCUGAUUCUGAAGAGACUGAUGCUAAAAAGCCUCGCCUAGCCUCGUGCAUCAAGAAACCGACUCGGCAAACAGGCAACGGAACAACAGAGAAGAGUGAUGAAGUGACCAAGGAGACAGUGAAAACUCCCCCUGCUGCUCCUGAGGCCAGAGAUGCCACCAGUAACAAUCUAAAGGUCAAGACCUUUGAGGAGAUCAUGCGGGAGAAGCGCCUUCGCAAGCAGGAAAUGGAGGAGCAAGCCAAAGGCUUGGCUGAAGCAGAGCCUUCUCUGAAACAAACCACUGAAGGAACCUUGAAAAGGAAGGUUCCUGCUAAUGUCACUGUCACAUACCAAGGCUCUUCAUGCCCUGACUCUACCCCUUCAACCCAAAAGCUCCCUGUUAGUAAACCGAUCCCUCUCAAAUCCAAGGCUGCUUCCCCUCUGAACAGCUCGCCUCCUCGUAUAAGACCUGCUGCCGUUACAACUGCAUCCUCAAGCCCUGUGAAGAAGAGCUCUUCUCCACUGCAAGCUGAGACCAAGUGUGACUCGCAGAGCCCCGGCAGCUCCAGGGAGGUCCCAGACAAAAACACAAGGAGUCCCACUUCACUUCCGCUAGCCAGGCAGGCCAGAGCGGCUCCACAGGGUGCUACUUCUGAUAUAACACUGAACAAUUAUCAGAAAUCCCCAGAACACACUGCAAACACUAAAGUGAGGCCAAAGCUGAAUGUGAAGCCGUCUGUCAUGAAGCCUGCAGUGCAGCUGAAACCAGGCCAGAAGAGAAGGGGGGCGCAGCGCUCUGCUGUUGCUGCUGUUAAACCCCUGAACAGCGGCCCCGCAGUGCAGGAGGGGCCCCGGCAGGAGACGGCAUGCAGAGACAGACAGGAGUCCCCUCAGUCCAAUGCAGAGGCUCAACUGAGCGCCGCUGUCCCCCGCAGUCCCAGCACCCUACUAGACUUAGGGUCGGGCUGCAGCCCCCUGACAGAGGAGCUCCAGACUGUCCCAGUUUUCACACAGAGCCAAGAGACCCCACAGGCUGUCAGAGAUGCCUGUACCGUCCCCCAAAGCCCAGUCCUGAAGUCCCCCACACAGCCAAAGUCACGGAGACAGAGCGCAGCCCGCACCACCUCCACCUCCAGCACUGCCGUCUCCACCUCCGCCGUGGAUGACUUUGAGGAGCUGAUAAACGAGUUUACCGACGACCAUCUGGAGGGAGACAUGGACCCUGGCAUCGAAGAGGAUGACCUGCUGCAGGAACUCUCAGAGAUGAUUGACAGCUGAGGGCUCAGUCAAGCACAAUCAACCCCCUGCCCCGACUUCUUGCUCACAACCAUGUCUUGUUUUCAAGAAGCGAAGACCAUCACCAUAUCUACCAUUUAAAAAAAAAAAAAAAAAGGAAAACAUUUUCCCUGAAAGGUUGAACUUGUUUUAAGCUUUAUGUUCAUAUUGAUUUAUACCUGUGACAUCUCCUUUGUCAUUUCCAGCCAAUAUGAUCAUCUGAUUACACCAGGGUUAUUCUGCAGAGCUUUGACUCUUUCUUUAUCAUGUCAGUUCAUGAUCAUUGUUAAACUUUUCAGCUCUUGAAAAGAGAAAUUGAAAAAAGGUUGGCUCUGGGAGAUGUUGUUAAUAACAUCAGUUUGUCAGCAAUCCUGGAUGAUGUUACAUUGUAGGAAUGAUGAAUGUGUUCUUUUAGAGGGAACUCACAUCUGUAUACUGUGUAUGCCAAGGGAAGAGCAAUCUGGGUAUGUGAAUAAUGAAUACUGCUGCACUAAAAGUAGCCUUCCCCCAAUUUUUGUUUUUUUGUUUUCCCAGAUUAUGACAUUUAAAUGUAUUAAUUUUAAUUUAACAACGACAACCCUGUGUCAUCAAAGCUCAGAUCAGAGCCUGUGAGGAAGAUACUGAGUUCAUCUGGAACAGGUGUAUGUGUUCAUAGAUUUUCCACGCAGAUCCUUUGGAGUGCACCUUCUGCCAGUGGAUGCUCUUUAGCGUUUUUAUAAUGUUUGACUGAAAUGUAUUUUUAUUCAGUGGAAAUACCUUUAAAACAUCUAUUCUGGGAUAAAAGUGUGAAUUAAAGUGCUCUCUGGGCUUUGUUAAAGAACACCUCAGGGACUGAUUCUGAUGUUUGUAUAUUCCCAAUAUGAUUGACAAACAGUGUAUUUGAGUUCAACAAUGCAGUCUUUAGUUUUCUUUCUCUUUUGUGUUUGCAUUGGUGUAUUAAUGUGAUGUUAGAAAAGUUCAACUUUUUUUUUAGUCUUAAUACGCGUUUGUUCUGUCAUGACCCUUUCCCACGAGCUUACUGUUAAAUCACUUCUACAUAUUACUGUGUAAAUAAAAAGUGCUUUUAAUGACGA